Molecule: messenger RNA, 996 nt
Organism: Polyodon spathula (Mississippi paddlefish)
Lineage: Eukaryota; Metazoa; Chordata; Actinopteri; Acipenseriformes; Polyodontidae
Gene: crybb1
Product: crystallin, beta B1
Exons: 6
Coding region: 45-719 (224 amino acids)
Biological process (GO): visual perception; lens development in camera-type eye
Molecular function (GO): structural constituent of eye lens
Source: RefSeq, a predicted model, not a curated record
CUCUCCAGCAAGAAGCAGCUCAGAUUUUCUCUGCAAACCUCAAGAUGUCUCAGACCCCCAAGUCAGCUGCCAGCCAGGGCACCACUGCGCCCAACCCUGCCAGCAAGGCCACCAAGACUGGGGAGCGCAGCAUGGGGUCCUACAAGAUAAUCGUCUAUGAACAAGAGAACUUCCAGGGCCGUUACAUGGAGUUCCAGAACGAGUGUGUGAACCUGAGUGACCACGGCUUCGACAGAGUGCGCAGUGUGCGCAUCGAGUGCGGACCCUGGGUUGCCUUCGAGCAGAAUAAUUUCCGCGGGGAGAUGUUUAUCCUGGAGAAGGGAGAGUAUCCUCGCUGGGACAGCUGGUCCAACAGCUACAGGAGCGACUGCUUCAUGUCCUUCCGCCCACUCUGCAUGGACAACCAGGAGCACAAGAUCUGCCUGUUCGAGUCCACUGACUUCAAGGGAAACACGAUGGAGAUCCACGAGGACGACGUGCCCAGCCUGUGGGCCUACGGGUUCUGUGACCGAGUGGGCAGCGUGAGGGUGCCCGGCGGAACCUGGGUAGGCUACCAGUAUCCCGGCUACAGAGGGUACCAGUACCUGUUUGAGUGUGGAGACUACAGGCACUGGAACGAGUGGUGCGCCUUCCAGCCCCAGAUCCAGUCCAUGCGCCGCGUCCGUGACAUGCAGUGGCACCAGAAGGGCUGCUUCAACUUCACCAUGGCCACCAAGUGAGCACUGCCCCCUGCUGGCACCUCGGACUCAACGGCUUGCAGCGAUCAACAGCCACAGAACUACCGACCAGCCAACCAACCAACCAACCAGCCAGCCAGCCAGCCAGCCAACCAACCAACCAGCCAGCCAGCCAGCCAACCAACCAGCUUUCUUUUUAUUUCAAACAUAAUACCAGCUUGUAAUGAGAAAACGGCAGCGCUGUUAUAACAGAUCGUUCUGUGAGCACUUGAGAUUUUAUUUAUUUUGUGAUGCAAAUAAAAUGCUUUUAUUGAACAAA